CACUGCUCUGCUCUGUCUUCAUACACGCCAAGAUGAGCUACGGAUCUGAAUCUUUUUCCGCCUCCUCCUACCGGAAGAUUUUCGGGGAUUCUCCCCGUUAUGCAUCCUCCCCUUCUCGGACAACGGGGAACAUGCCUUCCCGGGCAGGUUACCGGUCUUCCUCUGCGUCCCGGACCAACGCUUCUUCCAUGGGCUCUUACAACAGAAAGUCCGGCCGCUCCAUGCCACUGGAGAACUUCGACCUGACACAGAGCACCGUCCUCAACAAUGAGUUCAAAAUCGUCCGCACCAAUGAGAAGGAACAGAUGCAGGGUCUCAACGACCGCUUUGCGAUGUUCAUCGACAAAGUGCGCAACUUGGAGCAGCACAACAAAGUGCUGGAGACGGAGUUGACUGCUCUGCGCCAGAGGCAGGCCGAGCCGUCCCGCUUGGCUGAGCUCUACCAACAAGAGAUCCGCGAACUGCGCUCCCAGCUCGAGGAGCUGAACGGGGAGAAGUCCCAGCUCGUCAUCGAGAGGGAUUGUAUCGAAGAUGACCUGCAGAAGCUCAGGGGAAAAUAUGAAGAGGAGUACCGCACCCGGGAGGACGCGGAGGUCACCCUCAAGGCUUUUAAGAAAGACGUGGAUGAUGCCACCAUGGUGCGCCUGGACCUGGAGAAGAAGGUGGAAUCUCUGCUGGACGAGAUCAACUUCCUCAGGAAGGUGCACGAGGAGGAGGUGGUCGAGCUGACGGACAUGAUCCAAGCUGCCCAGGUGUCCGUGGAGAUGGAGGUGUCCAAGCCGGACCUCACCUCCGCCCUCAAAGAGAUCCGAGGCCAGUACGAGUCCAUGGCGUCCAAGAACAUGCAGUCCGCAGAGGAGUGGUACAAGACCAAGUUCGCUGACUUGUCCGACCAGGCUACCCGGGGUAAUGACGCCAUCCGUGCCAGCAGGGAGGAACUAAACGAGUUCCGUAGGCAGCUGCAGUCCAAGACCAUCGAGAUAGAGAGUCUGAGGGGAACCAACGAGUCUCUGGAAAAGCAGCUGCGGGAGAUGGAGGAGAGGCACAAUGGGGAGAUUGGAAACUACCAGGACAACAUGAUCGAGCUGGAGAACGACCUGAGGGCCACCAAGGGCGAGAUGGCUCGUCACCUGAGGGAGUACCAGGAUCUGUUGAAUGUCAAGAUGGCACUGGAUAUUGAGAUUGCAGCGUACAGGAAACUCCUGGAAGGGGAGGAGACCCGUAUCGGGACCGGGAUCAGCUAUCCCGGCUCCUCCGUGAGUGCUAGUAUGGGGCAGGGCUACAACUACCAGAGCCGUAUUUACAGCAGCUCCAGCAAGAGCCCCAAGAUCAAGGACGAGGAGCAGCAGCAGAGCAAGUCUGGAGGCAAGGUGAUCCAGCGUGAGGUUUAUGAGGAGACAGUGGUCACCUCCAAGAAGAUGGAGAAGCAGCAAGACCCCAGCGAUAGUCCCACCAAUCAGAACAACUAAGAGCCGAUACUGUAAGCUAGUUUCUGACCCUUUUUCCUGCAUAUCUCUCUUCAUGUUCCAAGCUAAAACAAACCCUGAGCCUUUACUCUUCAGCACUUGUGGGGAUCUAAGAUGAUAGUCUUGCCUCCGUAUUACAAGCAGAUCGUCAUGGUUUCUAACUGCACCAUUGGAUGUCCACAAGUGUGUAGAGUGCGGGAUCUAGAUGUUUGUUUGUCCUUCCUUAUCCCCCUUUUCCCUCCACAUGUGUUCCCCAAAGGAAAUCCAUUAUAACUCUACUGUAACAAUCACUCUAUACAAAACCACAGUUCCUCUCUCUUUCUCGUUCACACACUCAACAUAAAACAAUAACAAGCACUUAGGUAGCAUCUCUUACAGUAGUAUGGUCUUUCAGAAUAUAAUAUUCGACCGGUCUGUCACACUUUGGGCUCAUGUUGUAUCAUUACGUGAUACUGAAACACGGUAGAUAAUAAUAACUCUGGUUGUUCACUACUACCACAAGCUGUGAGAUAAUCCCAACACAUUCCAAUGGAAGCAUGUGUGUGCAUCCACUUAUACAAUACAAACCUGCAACAGUUUAGUGAGGAAGCACACAGUCUACAGUUCAAGGAAACCAGCCAGGAUAAACAAUAAUAGAUGAUAGUGUAUUGCUGAGCCAAUAUUUUGAGUCUCUUCAUAAGUAAAAAUGUCUCCAUGCACAAGUUCUUCAAUGGUUUGACUGUGGUCCAAUCAGCUCUGCAUGACAACAGUACGGAGGAGUCAUUCUCUUUCAACUCCUUUUUGAAUUUCACCGGUAAAGUUUAAUUCCCGAAAGUGGAUUCCCGUAGCUAUUUAAAUUAAAUUGAAAGCAAACUGAAAGAAAAAUAUUAAUCAAGCAUAAUUUGCAUGGUGUAUGUAGAUGUCAUGCUUGCAUGGACUCCAUUGGCCCAUCGCUCGUUCGACAUGAUGUCAUUGUCAAAAGGCCGACACAUGCCUUCCUUUUCACCAUCUCCCAUUGCUGAGCAUCAUCAAGCACAACCCUCAUUAAUAACUGUAAUAGACUUGCACUUAUUAGCCUGUAGGUGAGGUAGGACUUAGGUAUGUGUCAUGAGCUCUGUCAUGUGCUAUGAAGGAUACAGGGACAAAAGGGGAACAUUGUAAAGGACGCAAAAUGCAGCUAAUACGAUGGAAGUGACUGGAAGUGAUCUUUCUCUUGAAACAGUCCAAUCAUUUAGAGACUGAAUGAAGCUUUCGCACAAAUAUACGAGAUUCUCUAUGAUCCAUCUAGGUUGUAUGCAUAUUCAACAUAUUCAUAUUGCCAUCAAUGAUGUUUGAAGCACAUUUGAGCCCCAGAAUCCAUACCAUAUCACUCAGCCAGAAGAAAACCAUGCCAUCAACUAGGGCUGGGUACCAAUAGAGAUCUUAAUUUGUUACCUUUUUCCCGCCUACUUCAUUCAAUACCAAUCAUGCGAAUGGAAGUAUUCAGCUGCGUAAAAUGCAACCACCACAUCCAAAAGAUUUUUACCGAAUACAUUCUAAAAGGGUUCAAACAAUUCAAAUGUUUAUUUAGACUGCGCUCAACUUCACCACAGAUUGCGUGGGCCAAUCAAAGAACGCUUGAGUUGAUUGGCUGCGAGCAAAACUAUACAAAUAGUUUUUCUAGAUCUGGGUACAAAAAGGAUCAAAUGCAGAUAUCGUUUGACUGGAGAUAUUUCUAAACUAUUUAUUUUGGUCGAUAUCACCGAUACCCAGACCUACAAAUUAACGCUCAAAACACGUCACGAAGUCGGAAGCUGCCACACCGCGCGUUUGAAACAACUUGACUUCUCUCUUUAUAACUGUGGCCAUGACUGAAUAAAAUGUGUGUUGUAGUACGACCUCACCACUAGAUAUCCCUCAGUAUGAGAGACAUGAGUAUGGCUUGUUUUUUUCUGCUUGUGCACUGCCGACUUUAACACAGCUUAUUGUCCUGCUGCUGGUCAUAGCGACCCACGCCCUGACAAACUACACUUACAAUGAAAACAGAAAACUGAAUGUACGGCAGACUGCUCUGGAUCGGGUUCCUGUUGUUUUAGUCGAGGCUUGUGAUAAGUAUUUUAGUGCUGGAGGGAGUUUGUCUGUAUCUCUACACAGUGGCCUAUCAUAACUGGAGUUAUUCAGGGGGGGGCAGCACAUCUGAAAGUUGGGCAUUAUGUUUAAUGGAUUACUGAAUUUGAGUGUAAAGCAGAAGAACAAAUCUCAGAUCAUGUUAUAGUAUACAGCUAUAACAAUAGAUGAAUGUUUCAGGAUUGCAAAUGUCAAGCCUUUUAUCUUUACACUGUAAACCAAAAGAGUUUUCACUGGUGUCUGAAGAGAACACAACGUCACUACUGCACUGCCAAACUUCAUGGAGAAAACAUCAAGCAUUUCCUGAAAACAUAGUUUGUCACCAAUAAAAAACCAACAAUCAAGAUUUAGCCAUAGAACAAAUAACUGUAGGAUGUGAAAUGCCUUAAAACACCAGCAGCUUUUUUUCUGGUCGUGUGUGAUGUGUAUGAUUCUGUCCAGUGGGGUGUUAAACAUUAUUAUCUCUUAGCGCGACCAUGACUACAACAAGCAUAGGGAUUGAAUGUAGUUGACAUGCUUUUCUCUUUACUGUUAUUACUAUGUAUUGCUGUACGACACCAUAUAUACCAAUAAAGACUUGACAUUAUUGAGGCUGCA
Cottoperca gobio is the source of this 4148-nucleotide messenger RNA. It is a transcript of the gene inab, whose product is annotated as internexin neuronal intermediate filament protein, alpha b. The record is from RefSeq and is a predicted model, not a curated record. Gene Ontology annotation, molecular function: structural constituent of postsynaptic intermediate filament cytoskeleton. The transcript is spliced from 3 exons. Gene Ontology annotation, biological process: intermediate filament organization. Lineage: Eukaryota; Metazoa; Chordata; Actinopteri; Perciformes; Bovichtidae. The coding region runs from base 33 to 1469 and encodes 478 amino acids. Gene Ontology annotation, cellular component: intermediate filament; postsynaptic intermediate filament cytoskeleton; cytoplasm.